This is a messenger RNA of Aspergillus campestris IBT 28561, 2016 nucleotides long. Its product is annotated as MDR family MFS transporter. The transcript is spliced from 3 exons. Gene Ontology annotation, biological process: transmembrane transport. Gene Ontology annotation, molecular function: transmembrane transporter activity. The record is from RefSeq and is a predicted model, not a curated record. NCBI's taxonomy places the organism in Eukaryota, Fungi, Ascomycota, Eurotiomycetes, Eurotiales, Aspergillaceae. The coding region runs from base 1 to 2016 and encodes 671 amino acids.
AUGGUCACCACGAUGGAUCUAGCCAACGGAGAAACUGUUAUCGAAACCCGAGAUCGCCAGCCAGAGUUCCAACAACACCCCUCCUUCAUGAAUCCUCGCAUAUUUGAACUCGCGGGCGAAUCGUCCUGUCCUCGCCAGGCCCCUGGUGGCUGGCCAGAACUGCCACCAGCCCGCUGGCAUCAACGACCCGGCCGCAACGCCAGCAGAGUCGGUAGUCUGAGCCGAAACCUCAGCGUCCCUAGUGAAGUCUUUCACGAUGCCAUCGAACCCCAAGGAUGGGGGACGAAUGGGCUAGGAAGUCCCGCCACGAACAAAGAACUGCGCGAGUCGAUUGUCGUUCAAGCAGAACCAGAACCAGGGUCAGGGGAUGGCGAAAAGAAUAGACACAUCGGAAACGAACCGCCACAAGAACCACCAAAAGAAACCCACCGGCAUGGACCGCGGGUGUGGAUGGUUAUGGUUGCGUUGUGUAUAACGAACCUUCUUGUCGCGCUGGAAGGGACGGUGAUAUCCACGGCGCUGCCUACCAUUGUUCAUGAUCUGGGCGGAGGACAGGCAUAUGUCUGGGCGUCGACCGGAUAUUUCCUCACCAACACCGUCUUCCAACCGCUGUAUGGCCAAAUGGCAGACGUCUUUGGCCGUCGAUGGCUCAUCAUUUUCGCCGUUGUCAUGUUCAUGGCAGGCAGCGCAAUCAGCGGCGCUGCGCCCACCAUGGGCGCUCUCGUCGCCGGCCGCGUUAUCCAGGGCAUCGGCGGCGGAGGCAUCACUAUUCUCGUCAAUCUGAUCGUCUGCGAUCUGGCCCCCUUGCGGGAGCGAGGCAGUCUGAUGGCCGUGGUCUUUGCCUGCAUCUCCGUCGGCACUUCCCUUGGCCCCAUAAUCGGCGGCAUCAUCGUCCAGCGCACCACCUGGCGCUGGGUCUUCUAUCUCAACCUGCCUAUCGGAGGCAUUGCGCUAAUCCUACUCUGGAUCUUCCUCCAAGUCGGCACCCGCGACAGUUCGUCCCUCCGUCACCGGUUAAAGCAGAUCGACUACGGCGGCAACGUUAUCUUCAUCCUUGCCAUCUCCUUCAUCCUCGUUGCGCUGGCAUACGGAGGCACUCAAUGGGCGUGGGGCUCCUACCCGACCAUCAUCUCCCUCAUCUUCGGUUUCUACGGCGUCGCCGUCUUCGUCUUUUACGAGCAGAGCAAUUUCUGCCCGGUGCCCACACUUCCCAUGCGUCUCUUUGCCCGUCGCACCUCCGCCACGGCGCUAGCCAUCACCUUCAUCCACUCCAUGCUCACCCUUCUCGGCAUCUACUUCCUCCCCGUCUACUUCCAGGCCGUCCUCCUCGCCUCUCCGAUCCGGUCCGGCGUCAUGAUGCUGCCCACGGUGCUGGCCCUCGUCCCCUCCUCGGUCAUCAGCGGUAUCCUCCUCUCCAAAAUCGGCCGCUACACACCCUUCCACUUUGCCGGCUUUGCCCUCUUCACCCUCGGCUUUGGCUGCUUCUGCACGCUGAAUGUUCACUCCCCCACCGGCGCCUGGGUCAUGGUGCAGUUUGUCGUCGCCCUCGGCUCCGGCUUCUCGCUCAGCACCCUGCUGCCCGCCGUCCAGGCUGAGUUUUCCGACCAGGACACGGCUGCGACCACCGCUGCGUGGGCGUUCGUGCGCCAGUUCGGCGUCGUGUGGGGCGUUUCGGUCCCGUCGGCUAUCUUUAACGCCCAGGUGGACCACUACCUGCCGGGGGUCAGCGAACGUUCGGUGCAGAAAACGCUGAGUGGAGGCGCCGGGUACGAGCACGGAACGAAAGAGUAUGUCAUGUCGUUGACGGACGACGUGCGAGAACAGGUCAUCAGGGUUUAUUCAGACAGUCUUCGGGUGGUGUGGAUCUUUGCCACGGUCAUGGCUGGAGUUGGGCUUUUGCUGGUGUUUUUGGAGAAGGAAAUCCCAUUGCGGACAGAGUUGAGUACCAAGUAUGGUCUCAAGGACGAUCCCAAGAGAGAGAGCCAGGAGCCGUUAGUUAAGAGAGAGGAGGCGUAG